Messenger RNA from Exserohilum turcica Et28A, 879 nucleotides. RefSeq lists its product as uncharacterized. The transcript has 2 exons. Lineage: Eukaryota; Fungi; Ascomycota; Dothideomycetes; Pleosporales; Pleosporaceae. The record is from RefSeq and is a predicted model, not a curated record. Bases 1 to 879 code for a protein of 292 amino acids.
AUGGUAAGGGGAGGAGAUUCAGAGAAGCUUCCCAGUUGUUUGAAUAUAGUAUUAUGGCGAGCUUUGGGAGGGAGCAACGUGAAGUUCUGGACAAAGGCGGCGGAAAGGGAGGAGCUAGCUAUACUAGAGUCCGACCUCGCCAGCAUCACACCAAGGACGCAGGAUUCUGUCGAGCAACUGGCCAAAGCAGAAUGCCUCGAGCUCAGCACCCACAUCAUGACCAAGCUGCCACGUGAAGUGCGCGACAUGAUCUACCUGCAUCUCAGCACCCGACAUGGCGAAAUCAUAGAGCGCGAGCACUUCCGGACCACAUUAGACCCAUUGACGCGACUCUACUCGUACAACUUUGAGCGAUGGAAGCAGCAGCAUUUCCCGGAGCAUUUCUGGAAUCCAGAAUACGUUUCGCAGCCCUUGUAUAACGAGCUGGUCGAAAACUACUACCGUACAUCCAGCUUUAUCUUCGGCGACGAUCCCGGCGUAAUGAAGCGGUUCCUCACCUCGGACGAAAUGCGCCUCGGCAUCCUACCCAAAGCACUGGUCGCGAAUGUGGAAAUCGGGCUGAACGCUGUAUCACAUGACCGGGGUUCAUUCCGGGCAUACAUGUUUGGAGUGCCCAAGAGUCCUGAGCGCAUGCGCGAAUCCCUGGAUGGUCUUUUUGAACUCAAAGCCGGAGCAAGGGUGGUGAUUCGGUUCAUCACGGAGGCGAAGACAGACGAGGAGAGAGAGGGCCAUUGCAGAGGCGCAAUGGGCGUGCUUUUUGACGAGACGCAGAGAGCGAGGAUGAAGGAGUACAAGGUCAAGUUUGUGGUGGAUGAGGGGAGGGCUUGGGAUCUGGGAGAGGCGAUGAGGGAGGAGUGGAUGGCUACUAUGGGGCAAUAA